AUGGCUGCAAAGUCAAUAUCGUUUGGUAACACAAACUCGGGACUCCAAAUUGGAGAGAAUUACGGUUCAAUUGGUUCAAUCAGGCCCCAGAGCGACCAGAGACCCCGCCAGAUCCGGAUAUUUUCAUCCCCUUUCGACGUGAUCCGGACUUUUGUGGACCGCGGCACGAUCCUCGAUGAUAUCGCAGAGAGAAUUUCUGCCCUAGCAUCGAGGAUAGCACUUGUCGGCCUCGGUGGUGUUGGCAAAUCCCAGCUCGCAAUUGAGUUUUGUCACCGGGUCCGAUCUGCAUCGCCAAAUACCUGGGUCUUCUGGAUCCAUGCCAGCAAUGCGGCUCAAUUCGAGCAAAGUUUUCGGCAGAUUGCAGAUCAAGUCAAAUACGAGGUCGCGGGCAUCCCCAGUCCAACAUCUUUCAACUCGUCGAAAAUUGGCUUCAGGAUACCAAGCACGGCAAGCCAAACCCAGCAUCACGCAAAUGCUUUGACAAAACCGCUUUUGGAGUUUCUUCCUAGAAAUUCAAAUGGCUCGAGUUUGAUUACAAGUCGCAACAAAGAAGUAGCCCUGAAAAUGCUGGACCCCAGGGACGUGAUUGAAAUUGGACCACUGGACAAGUCGGAGGCACUUGAAUUACUGCGCAGAAAGAUUGGACCUCAGAAACCAGCCUCCGGGGCCUCGGACGAUGCACAGAUCUCGGAGCCAUCACAAGUCCUAGAACUUGUGGAAGCGCUAGACUUUAUGCCCCUGGCCAUCACACAAGCUGCCGGAUACAUCGCACAUUAUGCACCCCGACGCUCGGUAUCCGGAAGAGCUUCAGGUGGAGGCGUUGGAGACGAUGAGGGUGAAGCUGAGUGA
Molecule: messenger RNA, 849 nt
Organism: Penicillium subrubescens
Lineage: Eukaryota; Fungi; Ascomycota; Eurotiomycetes; Eurotiales; Aspergillaceae
Exons: 4
Coding region: 1-849 (282 amino acids)
Source: RefSeq, a predicted model, not a curated record